Gastrolobium bilobum is the source of this 2256-nucleotide messenger RNA. RefSeq lists its product as uncharacterized. NCBI's taxonomy places the organism in Eukaryota, Viridiplantae, Streptophyta, Magnoliopsida, Fabales, Fabaceae. Gene Ontology annotation, biological process: ubiquitin-dependent protein catabolic process. Bases 572 to 1924 code for a protein of 450 amino acids. The transcript has a single exon. The record is from RefSeq and is a predicted model, not a curated record. Gene Ontology annotation, cellular component: endoplasmic reticulum. Gene Ontology annotation, molecular function: ubiquitin-like protein conjugating enzyme binding; metal ion binding; ubiquitin protein ligase activity.
GAACGCAGAAGAAGUCUCUCUCUCUCUCUCUCUACGUGUGUGUGCGUGCGUGCGCGCGCCUGUGGCUAUGCUUACUGCACAUUUAUCACUUCACUCCAUCCUCUUUCUUUGUCUUCAAUGGGAAACACUUGAACAACAUACACCCACCACUCCAUUCUAAGUUCUUCUCUCUUCAACCUUUUUUAUCUGCUUUUCCCAAACACUUGAAACCUAGCUUCUCUUCUCAUUCCAAGAUCAUCAAAUUCUCCCAUGAAUUAUUGAAUUCUUCUUCAAAUUAAGUUGAAUCCAACCAAUUCACACCGUAUUUUCCAUUUAAUUUCGGUCAAUCUUUUCCACUGCUUGGUUCCUUCAUGUCUGUGUCCAAGUUAGGGUUUAUUUCUCAUUUAUUUUAAAUGUUCAAUUUCGUCGCCAAUUUGAGACCUUUCUUUGGAAUUUUGUAACCCGUAAACCUGGGUCUCUUUUGAUUUUGUUUCCUUUUGUCUCAGCUUCCUCCAAAUCUUGUUUUUUUUUUUUUUGAAGAAAAAAUUGUAACAAAGCAAGGUUCUUGAUACCUUGAGGCAUUGAAAUUGGGAUGGGGGAAGAAACAUCUGAUGCAAUGAACCUUGAUUUGAAUCUGGGUCCAGGCCCGGAACCCUUAGCUGGUGCCAUAGCUAAUGAAGCUAUGAACUUGGUUGAUGAUUGGGUUGAGGAACCUUUUCAUAGAAUCAGUGAAGCCGUGAGGCGUAGAGCCAGACAACGUUGGCGAUGGCGCCAUCAUCUUCCUGAAGGCAAUGUCCACCAUAUCCAAACUGAACCCUGGUGGCGCCAUUUUCGCAACCCCGAAAAUAUCUCAAUGGAAAUGAAUCAGUUUUUGGUUAAUUCUGGCAAUGGAAGUGUGUUGCAGGCUGGUGAAGGUAGUGUGGCAGCUGAGGAAAGAGUUGAGGAGGAGGUUCACAAAGUAUGUGAAAGUAGAAGUGGUGGUUUUACAUUGGAUGAGACAUUGAAGAAGGAGGAUGUUGAAAAGGGUGGUGGUGGUGGUGGUGGUGGUGGUGGCAGUGUUGGUGGGUUUUUUGAUUGUAAUAUUUGUUUGGAUCUGGCUAGGGAUCCUGUUGUGACUUGUUGUGGUCAUUUGUUUUGUUGGCCAUGUCUCUAUAGAUGGCUGCAUUUGCAUUCUGAUGCUAAGGAAUGUCCUGUUUGCAAGGGAGAGGUUAGUGUUAAGAGUAUUACCCCUAUAUAUGGUCGAGGUAACAAUGUCAAAGUUACUGAGGAGGAUUUUGCAUUGAAAAUCCCUCUCAGGCCCAAUGCAAGCCAUGUCUCCGAGGAUUCGACAACGAAUCCUCUAAGACAAACCAUUCAGAGGAAUGCAUUUGCUAUGCCUAUGGAAGAGAUGAUUCGGCAUCUCGGUAGCAGACUUGAUCUUACUCAGGAUAUUGUUCAGCCAAAUGAGCUUGACAAUGCAAGGGAAACAGCAGAGAGAACUAGUUCCUUGUUGAGUAGGUUUUUGGCAGCUAGAGGUCUGAGGAGAGAGCAUAAUCUUGGGGCAGCACCCCAUGAUGAUGAAGCGGGUUCGAUACAAAACAAUGUUGGUAGUACUCCUUUGGUAGAAGAUAACCGCAGGGUCCAAUCCCUUUUGCGUAGAAGAGCACAAACACAUAGAGGGACCCUUUCAUCCACUUUGAGUUCUGCUGAAAGGUUCGCUGAGGCCUAUUUCCGCAGCUAUACAUUAGGUAGAAACCAAGAACAACCUCCUCCAAUUGAAGACAGGGAUUCCUUUUCAAGCAUUGGUGCUGUCAUAAAUUCAGAGAGUCAAGUGGACACUGCUGUAGAAAUUGAUUCCAUGGUGUCCUUGUCAACAUCUUCUUCUAGGAGGAGAAAUGAUGCUGCAAGAGUGUAUGAUGUGGAUAGUGGAGAUUCUCGUGCUCCAAGGCGAAGACGUUUGACCUGAUUCAAGUCUUUUUCAUUCUUGUUAAUUACUAUACCAUCCUUUAACAUUCCAGAUAAUCAUAUUCCAACACCUAUGUAAGUGCUUCUAGCUUUUGUGUGGCUUUAUAUUUAUGAAAAGUAUUCACGUUUUACUACAUGUUUUUCUUUUUGGAAAAAGUUCCUAUAAACUGAGUUUGUGUUCAAAGUGUACAAGAUAUAUCACCUUUGAUUUGAUUCAAAGUACAUCGUGACACAGAUACACCCUUAGUUGUGCAAUUUAGAGAUGAGUUCACUUUAACCGAGCCUUUUUUUUUUAUGGAUGUAAGAUGAUUUUGGAAGGCUCAGGAUUCUGUC